UGUUAACCUUAUCAUUUUAACGCACAAGUCAGAUUGUCAGAAUCAGAGAAACAGAAAGCAAAAUCAAAGAAAAAAAAAACAGAAACAGAAGAAAUAAAAGAAAAAAAAAGCAUAAAAUAAAAACAGAUAGAGAGAAGAACUAAGUAAAAAUAAAAAUCAAAGAGCUGAUUCGAUCUACUCUCUAUCAAAGUUUUGAUCUUUUGUUUCAAAGGGUUUUAGAUGGAAAGGAUGAUUUGUUCCAAAAAGUAAUUGGAAUUCUGUUUAAACAGAUAUUUGAUUGGAUAUACAUGCCAACACAGUUCGAGGUCAGAUAAUGGCUGUUGAGGCUUCUGCCAAACAUGUUUAUGAUUAUGACAAUGAGGAUGACGAUGAGCCUCUAGUGUUCAAGAGGAAUAAUGCCUCAUCCUCUAAGCAGAAUGAGUUAAACUCGGAAGUAAAGAAGGCAUCAUCUCAAAGGUCUGACGGGCAAUCUGGGAGGCAGACAUCUGAUAUACGAGCCUUCAAUGGCCAAAGUUCCAAUUCCCAGAAGAACAAGACAAUCCCAUCUUCUAAGUUACCUCCAGUGAGAUCGCCUUUUUUAAGCCCAAGAGCAUCAACUUCAUCUGCCAAGGCAUCAACUGUGAAGUCACCAGUGGUGAAUUUUAAGGCAUCAACUUCAUUAAAUGAUCAAUCAAAACAAGCACUGAAGCAGAAUAUGUCUACUGCUGUCAAGGAAGAGAAAAGCCCAAUUGAAGUUACCACUGAAACAAACAGUGAUGACGAUGAUUUACAACCUUUGAGUGUGAGGCUUAAGGGGAUCUCAAACCAGGGCAACAAAGGGGCGAGCACUUCUACUCUUAUCCAAUCACAGCGAUUGGUACCAAAGAUUGAGGUAAAAAAAUCUGCUGAAGAUCCUUAUGAUGAAGCUCCUCUGUCUGCAAGGUUCAACAUGAAGUCCAAUGCUGGGGCAUCGAGUAGUGAGCCGUAUGAUUCUGAUGAGAAGAAACCUCUGGCAUCUAAAAUUCAGCAGAAUGGUUCCACCAUGACGGACAAGAAGCAAAAAUCUUCUAUGUUGUUAGGUAAGAGACCUCUUGAUAAGGGCAAUUCCUCAGAUCAGUCUUCAGCUAAAAAGACAAAGAUUUUAGAUACACCUACAACAAUGAAACCCAAACAAGUAACAGUAAAAGCAGAAAAGGCUGAUGAAGAUGAUGAUCAUGUUCCAAUUGCCCAACGAAUGAAAAAGUCAACUUCAUCAGACAGUAAAAUGUCAUGUGUGAAGCAAAAAGCAACCAAGGUUGUAUCUUCUUCAUUUAAAAAGAUAAAUAAAAAGUCAAAGAAAGAGAUGAAAAAUUCUAAAUAUAUCAAGUCGACAAAGGUGUCGCCUAGUUCUGGUGAUGGGCAGAAAAAGUGGAGUACCUUAAUUCACAAUGGUGUCAUUUUUCCACCUCCAUACAAGCCACAUGGGGUUAAGAUGCUAUACAAUGGACGGCCAGUUGAUCUAACUCCUGAACAAGAGGAGGUUGCCACAAUGUUUGCGGUGAUGAAAGAUACAGACUAUAUGAGUAAAACACAGUUCAAGAAGAAUUUCUGGGAGGAUUGGAGUAAAAUACUUGGAAAAAACCAUACCAUUAAGGGCUUGGACAAAUGUGACUUCACUCCAAUAUAUGAGUGGCAUUUGCAGGAGAAAGAGAAGAAGAAACAAAUGAGUUCUGAAGAGAAGAAGGCUUUGAAAGAAGACAAGUUGAAGCAGGAGGAAAAGUAUAUGUGGGCUAUCGUUGAUGGCAUCAAAGAAAAGGUAGGAAAUUUCAGAGUUGAACCGCCUGGGCUCUUCCGAGGUCGGGGAGAGCAUCCGAAGAUGGGAAAAUUGAAAAGACGUAUUCGACCAAGUGACAUUACCAUUAAUAUCGGAAAGGAUGCCCCAAUUCCGGAAUGUCCAAUCCCUGGUGAAAGCUGGAAAGAUAUAAAACAUGACAAUACUGUCACAUGGCUAGCUUUCUGGAAUGAUCCCAUUAAUCCAAAAGAAUUCAAAUACGUAUUUUUGGCAGCUAGCAGUUCUUUGAAGGGGCAAAGUGACAAGGAGAAAUAUGAGAAAGCUAGGAUGCUGAAGGAUUAUAUCAAGAACAUAAGAACAGCAUAUACUAAGGAUUUUACAAAUAAAGAUGUUACAAAGCGGCAAAUAGCUGUUGCUACCUAUCUUAUUGAUAAAUUAGCUCUUAGGGCGGGUAAUGAGAAGGAUGAUGAUGAAGCUGAUACUGUUGGUUGCUGCACGCUUAAAGUAGGAAACGUGGAGUGUAUUCCUCCAAAUAAAUUGAAGUUUGACUUCCUCGGUAAAGAUUCGAUUCAGUAUGUGAAUACGGUGGAGGUUGAACUUCCUGUGUACAAGGCAAUUGGACAGUUUCAAACUGGGAAAAGCAAAAGUGAUGAUCUUUUUGACCAGCUUGAUACUAGUAAACUAAAUGCUCAUUUGAAGGAACUCAUGCCUGGGCUUACAGCAAAAGUCUUCCGUACCUAUAAUGCUUCCAUUACAUUGGAUGAGAUGUUAAAUAAAGAAACCAAAGAUGGGGAUGUGGCAGAAAAAGUAGUAACUUAUCAGCGUGCAAACAAAGAGGUUGCAAUCAUUUGUAAUCAUCAGCGUAGUAUUUCAAAAUCUCAUAGCGCACAGAUGUCGAGGUUGACCGAGAAAAUAACAGAACUCAAGGGUGUUCUAAAAGAGCUAAAGAUUGAUUUGGACAGAGCUAAGAAGGGGAAGCCCCCAUUGAAGGAUGCUGAUGGGAAGCAGAAGAGGAACUUGACCCCGGAAGCGAUAGAGAAAAAGAUAGAUCAAACAAAUGCAAAGAUUGAGAAGAUGGAACGAGACAUGCAGACUAAAGAGGAUCUAAAAACUGUGGCAUUGGGCACGUCCAAAAUCAAUUACCUUGACCCUAGGAUUACAGUUGCUUGGUGCAAGCGACACGAAGUUCCCAUUGAGAAGAUAUUCAACAAGUCUCUUCUGGCAAAGUUUGCUUGGGCAAUGGAUGUGGAUCCUGAUUUCAGAUUCUGAUCAUCCAAAGUGAACCCAGGUUGGUGCUGUGAAUUUCUUACUCCCACCACCAGUAACCCAAAGGAAAAGAUGGGGACAAAGGAACAUCCAACCCCUCUUCAUUAUCAUCCAUUUUUCCAUUUAAGUUAUUCACAAUUUUUUUAGAAAAUUCAUGUUAUAUGUCAAAUCUAAUCUAAUCAAAGGGCUAGUUGGCCCAUUUCUUUUUUCCAUCCUCUCAAACUGUUCCAUGUUGGACAGCAGUUGCAACUGAAAUUGUUUGCUUUAACUUUUGAACAUUCCAUACUAACUUUCAAAUGUUGAGAUACAUUGAAGAAUGGCUAAAAGACAGAACAUUUUAUACUUUUCCACCCACAGGUUCCUUUUUUUUUUACAAAGAUACUGCUUAUGUUCUUUUGAGCAUUGGUAGGUUAUGUUUAACCUUCAAUCUGCAGUAAACAAAAUAAUCAAGAAAAUGUUGGAUUGAGCUUAGCACUGGUGAUUGAUCUACGGAGGUAAAAGUUUGAUUAACUUUGUUGAAAAUUGUGAACCUGUUGUCACUGCAUAUGAUUCACGAAACAUAUCUGAAUUGAAUAAGGUUAGCAAUUUGAUUAGUUCUAGAACUGAAAGGAGUGAUCUAUUCUGACAGCAAGUUAUAAAUAAGAGAACCAAAAGAAUCAUCUUUGGUUCCCACUGACAGUUCUUAUGAAUUUUGGUUACCAUUGGCUGUUCUGUUUCACGAAUUUUGACACCUUCGACUCUAUCUUCACCCUUUUUACAAACCAUAAGCCAUGGAGGUAAAGAAUGUGUUACCAAAUUUUUUAUGGUUGUUGUCCGACGAAUUGGAGGUGUCACAAGGCAACACAAGGCAGCUAGCUAGCGACUGAAGACAGCAGAUCAAGUGGAAGCUCACAAAAAAAUCCUGUUUCUUUUGCUUCUUGGAAUGUUAAUUUGAUCUUAUCAGUCUUCAUCUCUUCCUUUCUUCCAUGAACAUGACAGCCUAUACAUUUCUGAACAAAGUUAACAUUAAAGAGCUAAAGUCUGGCAAAUGACAGUAUAGGAGAAAGAAGAAAAAGAAAUGAUACUUGAACUUACCUAUAGUCUGGCAUUACUCAAAUAGGUGAGCUCCAUGGUGGUUUUAAAUCUAUACAAAGCAAAGAGACCGAACACUCCUCUUCUAUGCAUGUUUUUGUCUCCACUCAACGUGAAAUAUAUGUGUUUCCCUUCAGUUUCUGGCCUCAGAGCAGGGCUUGCAGUCUCUCUUACGGUCAUGGAGAAAGUCCAUAUCAUCAUCACAAUAAUCUCUUACGGUCUGCUCAGUCCACUGUUGAUCUCCAAUUCUACAAAACAUGGAACUGACAAAUUUUAAGAACAAACUAUCAGGAUUACCAGGAGGUGAUGAUGACAAUAUGCAGCAGGACCCUAUCUUUCAUUUAGGCCCCAAAGUAAGUGAUGGUAACAGUAUUGAUUCCAAAGUCAAACAAUUCCACAGAGAACACUGAUCCUUUUCCAAUAAGAACAACCAACCGUAAGAACAAGUCUCCACAACUCUCGAUGUUUUUCAUCAGCUUUUGCUUUCCAGGUUUGGUUUUGUUGCACAAAAAAACUGGUUUCUAUAACCUCAGCCAUUCCUGAAUAACAACCAAGAGCAUGGGUUCGGUUCAGGUGGACAUAAACGUGUUCCUGUCUUUGCUUUCUUCUCCAUCUCCUAUCAGAACCCAAACGAGAAAGUAGGU
Durio zibethinus is the source of this 4731-nucleotide messenger RNA. RefSeq names its product DNA topoisomerase 1 alpha-like. Gene Ontology annotation, biological process: chromosome segregation; DNA topological change; DNA replication. The record is from RefSeq and is a predicted model, not a curated record. Lineage: Eukaryota; Viridiplantae; Streptophyta; Magnoliopsida; Malvales; Malvaceae. Gene Ontology annotation, molecular function: DNA binding; DNA topoisomerase type I (single strand cut, ATP-independent) activity. Gene Ontology annotation, cellular component: chromosome; nucleolus.